Symbiodinium pilosum is the source of this 237-nucleotide messenger RNA. Lineage: Eukaryota; Dinophyceae; Suessiales; Symbiodiniaceae. The record is from the annotation of a GenBank genome assembly.
AUGCCCGUGCCGACGUCUGAAUUUGACUUUCUACCGGCACUCAGCAGCGCAUGGAACUUGUGUACAGCCGUUGGACCCAAGGCACUGCGGCGGGCGAUUGAGAUUGAAGAAUGGUCCGAAACGAUUCCGAUUCAGAAGGACAUUCUCGCCUACACAACUCUGCUUUCGAUGUACGAGCAGUGUGGCCAGCACAGACGAGUAGAUGAUCUUCUGAAUCACAUGGCCACAUCGGGCAAA